This is a messenger RNA of Symbiodinium pilosum, 5850 nucleotides long. The record is from the annotation of a GenBank genome assembly. Lineage: Eukaryota; Dinophyceae; Suessiales; Symbiodiniaceae.
AUGGAGCGAAAUCUGCGGGUCGACGGCAAGCGCCUCUGGGACAGCCUGAUGGAGAUGGCGCAGAUCGGCGCCACCGAGAAGGGCGGCGUCUGCCGCCUGGCGCUCACCGACCUGGACCGGCAGAGCCGCGACCUCUUCGUGCGCUGGUGCGAGGCGGCCGGGUGCAGCGUGACCGUCGACGGCAUCGGCAACAUCUUCGCGCGCCGCCCCGGACGCAACAACGCGCUGCCGCCGGUGGUGACCGGCAGCCAUCUGGACAGCCAGCCAACCGGCGGCAAGUUCGACGGCGUCUACGGGGUGCUCGCCGGCCUGGAGGUGGUGCGCACGCUCAACGACGCCGGCUACGAGACCGAGGCGCCGCUCGAGGUCGCAGUCUGGACCAACGAGGAGGGCUCGCGCUUCCCGCCGGCCACCUUCGGUUCCGGCGCCUUCGUCGGGGAAUUCGACCUGGAGACCUGCCUGGCGACGCGCGACGUGGACGGCAGGAGCGUGCGCGCGGAGCUGGAGCGGAUCGGCUACCUCGGGCCGGAGCCGGUCGGCCGGCACCCGAUCGGCGCCUACUUCGAGGCCCAUAUCGAGCAGGGCCCGAUUCUGGAGGCCGAGGGCAAGACCAUCGGCGUGGUCACCGGCGGCCAGGGCCAGCGCUGGUACGAGGUGACGGUCACCGGGCAGGAGGCCCAUGCCGGGCCGACGCCCAUGGCCCGGCGCCGCAACGCCCUGGUCGGCGCGGCGCGCAUGAUCGAGCGGGUCGACCGGAUCGGCUUCGACUUCCAGCCGGACGCCUGCGCCACGGUCGGCAUGAUCCUGAACCGCCCGAACUCGCGCAACGUCAUCCCCGGCCAGGUCUGGUUCACCGUCGACUUCCGCCACCCCGACGGCGAGCGCCUGGCCGAGAUGGACGCGGCCCUGCGCCGGGACUUCGCGGAGAUCGCCGAGGCCGCCGGCCUGGAGCUGGAGAUCGCGGAGAUCUGGACCCUGCCGCCGACGCCCUUCGACCCGGCCUGCGUCGAGGCGGUCGAGCGCGGCGCCCGGGCCGGCGGCUACGCCUGCCGCCGGAUGGUCUCCGGCGCCGGCCACGAUGCCGUCUACCUCGCCAAGGUCGCGCCGACGGGCAUGAUCUUCGUGCCCUGCGAGGACGGCAUCAGCCACAACGAGAUCGAGAACGCGACACCCGAGGACCUGGAGGCCGGCUGCAACGUGCUGCUGGCGGCGCUGCUGGAGCGGGCCAACGCGCCGGACAGCAUGGACGGGGCAGAGGGCGACGGUCUGCGGCAACGCUUGGAGGCCCGCGCGGCCGAAGUGACGACGACACUGGAGGCGUUGCUGCCCGCUUCCGCGGCGCCCUACGCGACGGUGAUCGAGGCGAUGCGCUACGCCAGCCUGGGCGGCGGCAAGCGGCUGCGCCCCUUCCUGGUGGUGGAGAGCGCGGCGCUGUUCGACGUCGCGCAGGCGCAGGCCCUGCGCGCCGGCGCCGCGGUCGAGAUGGUGCACUGCUACAGUCUAGUGCACGACGACCUGCCGGCGAUGGACGACAGCGACCUGCGCCGCGGCCGUCCCACCGCGCACAAACGGUUCGACGAGGCCAUCGCCAUCCUGGCCGGUGACGGCCUGCUGACCGAGGCCUUCACGGUGCUGGCCGACCCGGCGACCCAUCCGGAGGCCGCCGUGCGCAUCGAGCUGGUCGCCGCCCUGGCGGCGGCCAGCGGCAAGGACGGCAUGGUCGGCGGCCAGAUGAUCGACAUGUCGGAGGGGCGCCACGCCCUGGACCUGGCGGGGAUCAAGACCCUGCAGGCGCUGAAGACCGGCGCGCUGAUCAAGUUCUCCAGCCAGGCCGGCGCGAUCCUCGGCCAGGCCGAGGCGGAGGCGCGGCAGCGCCUGGCCGGCUACGCCGAGGACCUGGGGCUCUGCUUCCAGAUCGUCGACGACCUGCUGGACGUGACCUCGACGGCGGAGGACCUGGGCAAGCCGGCCGGCCAGGACGAGGAGAUGGGCAAGGCUACCUUCGUCGGCAUGCUGGGCGUCGAGGGCGCGCGGGCCGAGGCCGCCCGCCUGGCCGAGUCGGCGGCCGAGCGGCUGGCGCCCUUCGGGCCGCGCGGCGAGACGCUCCGCAGCGGGCCGCUGUCCGUCGGCGUCACCGUCGACCUGCACCGCGGCCCCUCGGCCGGCGGCCACGUGCGCUGCUGGGAGCGCUUCGCCGCGGCCGCCUGCGCGCUGCCCGAGGCGCUCGACCUGACGGUCUACGUCCUGGGCGCGCGCGAGACGGUGGAGACGCUGGCGCCCAACGUGCGCCUGCACGCCCUGCCGCCGCGCCUGGGGACCGAGCGGAUCCCCUUUCUGGAGCAGGGCGCCGGCGACACCGACCUGGCCGGCUAUCACCCGCGGCUGGCCGCCCUGCUGCCGCGCCAUGACGUGCUGCACCACACCCACGCCUUCGCGCUGAGCCGCACCCUGGUGCGGGUGGCCCGGCGCCACGGCAUCGCGUUGACCGCCUCGCUGCACACCGACCUGGAGCGCUUCACCCGCCACUACACCGCCGAGAUCCUGGGGCGCAGCCUGGCCGGGCGCAGCCUGCUGCGGCGCCUGCACCUGGACGCGGUCUUCGCCCGGCGCGAGGCCAGCAAGGUGGCGCGGCUGCUGCGGCCCUGUCAUCGCGUGCUGGUGUCGCGCGGCGAGGACAUCGACCGCUACGCGCCGCUGGUCGGGCCGGCGCGGCUGGGGCGCCUGCGCCGGGGCGUCGACACGGCCGGUUUCUCGCCGGCGCGGCGCGACCGUGCCUGGCUGCAGCGCGACUUCGCGAUCGCGCCGGACACGCCGGUGCUGCUCUUCGUCGGGCGCGUCGACGAGACCAAGCGGGUGCUCACCUUGGCGCGGGCCGCCCGCCGCCUGCUCGACGCCGGGCGCCGCCUGGCGGUGCUGGUCGUCGGCGAGGGGCAGGCGCAGGCGGCGGUGGGCGCGCUGCUCGGCCCCGCGGCGGUGCUCGCCGGCCAGCUUCCGGAGGCGGCGGUGCAGCGGGCCUACGCUUCCGCCGACCUCUUCGUCUUUCCCUCGGAGAGCGAGGUGCUGGCCAACGUGGUGAUCGAGGCUCGCGCCUCGGGCCUGCCGGUGCUGGUGGCCGCCCACGACGGCGUGUCCCAGAGCCUGGCGGUGCCGGGCGAGGACGGGCUGGUGGUGGCGGGGCAGGACCCGGCGGACUGGGCCGUGGCGAUCGCCGGGCUGCUCGACGACCCGCAGCGGCGCGCCGCCAUGGGCGCGCGGGCGCGCGAGACGGUGCUGGCGUCCUGGCCGAGCUGGCGGCAGGUGCUGGAGGAGGACCUGCUGACCGCCUGGCGCGCGGCCGCGGCCGAAGCCGGCGAGGCGGUCCACCUGCUGGGUGAUCUGGGCGAUCAGGCGCUCGACGCCGCCGCUCUUGAGCACCGAGGUGAACUCGCUGCGGCGGGUGGCCAGCUCGCUGAUGUUGCCGUCGAGGUAGACGUCGAUGAUCCGCCAGUCGCCGGUCUCGUCCUCGCGGAUCAGGUAGUUGAUCGGGAUCACCUCGCCGGCGCCGGUGACCAGGCGGUUCUCGACGAUGGUGCCGCCGCGCGGCGCCUCGGUCGUGCCCUCGAUGCGCCAAGCCUCGCCGGAAUAGCCGUCGAAGCGCGCCGCGAAGGUGGAGACGCUGAGGUCGACGAAGUGGUCGACCACGGCCUGCUUUUCCUCGGUGUCGAACUGUGCCCAGUAGCGCCCGGCGGCGAGCCGCGCCAUGCCCGGCAGGUCGAAGGUCUCCUGCAGGACCGGCGCCAGGUAGUCCUCGCGGCCCUUGAAGCCCAGGCUGUCGGCGUUGCGCAUGACAUGCAGCAGGGCCCGGUUGACCGUCUCCACCGUGGCGGUGGGCGUUUCGCCGGCCCGCGCCGGGGCGCCGGCCAGCCCCCCGACCAGUCCCCCGACCAGCAGCAGCGCCGCGGCGCCGGCGGCCAGAGCGCCGGUCAGACGGCGCAGGACGACGCGAAGAUUGACGCCCGGCGAGGCGAAGGCUUUGUUUGCGGCAGCAAGCACGAGGACUCUCCAGAUCACAGGGCGCGGAUGAAUUCCGUCAAUCCGCGAGAGGGGUGGCUUUCCACCUGGGUCGCCACGCUGCAGCGCCGGGCUUGGCCCGCCCUGCUCGUCGUCGCGGUCUUCACCGCCCUGUGCCUGUGGUACGUCGUCCAGGGCCUGGGCAUCGACACCGGCACCGCCGACAUGAUCGCCGAGGACGUCUCCUUCCGCCAGAACGAGGCGCGCUUCGACGCACUCUUCCCGCAGUUCUCCGACACCAUCGUGGCGGUGAUCGACGCGCCGACGCCGGAGGAUGCGUCCAACGCGGCCGCCGCCCUGGCCGACCGGCUGGCGCAGGCGCCCGCGCUGUUCCGCGAGAUCUAUCGCCCCGGCAGCGAGGCGGUCUUCGCCCGCGCCGGCCUGCUCUAUCUGGAUCAGGAGCAGCUCUACGCCCUGUCGGACCGGCUGGUCGCGGCGCAGCCGCUGCUGGGUCUGCUGGCUGAGCGUCCGGACCUGCGCGGGCUCGCCGAGGUGCUCGAGCAGGCGGCCGGCCGGCCCGAGAUGCUGGCCGGGGGCGACGCGGGCGCGGCCCUGGCCAACCUGCUCGGGCGCAUGGCCGCGGUGGCCGAAUCCCAGGCGGUGGGCGUGCCCGACGCGCUGUCCUGGCAGAGCCUGGUGACCGGCGAGUCGGGAUCGCUGGCCGCCUCGCGCCGCUUCCUUAUCCUGCGCCCGGCGCUGGCCGAGGGCGCCCUGCAGCCGGCGGCGACGGCGAUCGAGCGGCUGCGCCGCGAGAUCGAGGCCCUGGAGCUGACCGCGGCACGCGGCAUCGAGGUGCGCCUGACCGGUCCGGUGGUGCUGGACCAUCAGGAGCUGACCUCGGUGGAGCUGGGCGGCUCGACCGCCGGCCUGCUCUCCUUGCUGCUGGUGGCGCUGCUGCUGGGGCUCGGGCUGCGCUCGGGCCGACUGGUGGCGGCGAUGGUCCUGACCCUGCUGGUCGGCCUGAUCUGGACCGCCGCCUUCGCCACCCUGACGGUCGGCAGCCUCAACCUGAUCUCCGUGGCCUUCGCCGUGCUGUUCAUCGGCCUGGGCGUCGACUUCGGCAUCCAUGCCUGCCUGCGCUACCGCGAGGAGACGCGGGCCGCCGCGCCGCGGCCGCUGGCCGCCGCCUUCGGCGGGGCGGGGCCGGGCAUCCUGCUCUCGGCGGUCUGCGCGGCGGCGGGCUUUUUCGCUUUCCUGCCGACCGACUAUCGCGGCCUGGCCGAACUGGGCCUGAUCGCCGGCGGCGGCAUGAUCGUGGCGCUGGUGGCCACCUUCACCGUGCUGCCGGCGCUGCUGGGCCUGUGGCCGCUGCGCCGGGUCGCCGCGCCGCGCCGGGGCCUGUGGGGCGGCCGGCGGCUGCCGCGCCUGCCCCAGACCGCGACGCUCGCGCUGGCCGCCGGGCUCAGCCUCGGCGCCGCCGCCGCGGCGCCGCAGGGCGAGUUCGACUUCGACCCCAUCAACCUGAAGGACCCGGCCUUCGAGUCGGUCGCCACCUUCUUCGAGCUGGCGGAGGAUAUCCAGACCACGCCCUACCUGAUCCACGUGGUGAGCGCGCCGGAGCAGGACGUCGCGGCGCUGGCGCGCGAUCUGGCCGCGGUGGAGCAGGUCGGCAGCGUCCGCCGGCUGGCGGAUUUCGUGCCCAAGGGGCAGGACGCGAAGCUGCCCGUGCUCGACGACCUGGCCUUCGUGGUGCAGCCGCUGCUGUUGGCCGAGCCGCGCCGGGGGGAGCUGGCGCCGGAGGCGCUGGACGCCGCCUUCGCGCGCUUGCAGGCGGCGGCCCGCAGCGCGGCCGGCCUGGCG